AUGUCUUCCAAGACUGGUACUUCUCGGCUCUCGGUUUUGAUAAUUUUGGUGGGGAUACUGGUGGUAAUGUUUGCCAUCAGUUGUAGCUGCUCUAAUGUUGAUCAUCUAUCAACCACGACAGAAGAAAGCCAAGAUUUUGAAGUGAUGAACGAUAAAAUGAAAGAAGCAAUAGAUAAGACGGAAGAUAAAGCAAGAGAAGCAAAGGAAAAGGCAGAAGAUAAAAAUAAAGAAGCCAAAGAAUCCACCGAGUCAUGGGCCGAGUGGGCCAAGGAGAAAAUCUCUGAAACCAUUGGGCGAAAGCAGGAUGAUGCCAAGAAGGCUGCCAAGAGAGCUUCUGAUAGCUUUGCAGACACUGCUAAGGAGACCAAUGAUAAAGCUUCUGCGAAAGCUACUCAAUACGGUGCAGAAAGGGCAGGCGACAUGAAAGAUACCGCAACAGAGAAGAUCAAAGAAACGGCAAAUACAGCCAAAGAAAAGGUUAGCGAAAUGGCAAAUGCAGCAAAAGAAACGGUUGCUUCCACAACAGGAGCAACUAAAGAGAAGGCAAGCGACGCCACUGAAGCAGCAAAACAGAAGGCUUACGAAGCAAAGGAAAAAGCAGCGGAGAAAGCAGAGCAGAUAAAGGAGAAGACAGCUCGGAAGGCUGAAGAAGCCGAAGAGAAGUCUAACGAGGCUACAGGUAUGGCAAAAGAGAAGGCAGACGAGGGAAAAGAGAGGGCGUCACAGAAGGCAGAAGAGGCAAAGGAGGUAUCAGGUACGAAAGCCGAAGAAGCCAAAAAGGCAGCUAAAGAAAUGCAGAAGAGCACAAUGGAAGAAGGGAAAGAAAGGGAAGCUGAGACAGAGGAGAAUCUAAGCUGGGCCAAGGAGAAAGCUGCAGAAACGUUGGAGGCUGCUAAGCAGAAGUCACAGCAUAUCAAGGAAAAUAUAGCUGGUAGUGGGAAAGACAAGGAUGGAGAGCUUUAA
Messenger RNA from Dovyalis caffra, 963 nucleotides. NCBI's taxonomy places the organism in Eukaryota, Viridiplantae, Streptophyta, Magnoliopsida, Malpighiales, Salicaceae. The record is from the annotation of a GenBank genome assembly.